Messenger RNA from Acanthaster planci (crown-of-thorns starfish), 6698 nucleotides. RefSeq lists its product as uncharacterized. Gene Ontology annotation, molecular function: calcium ion binding. NCBI's taxonomy places the organism in Eukaryota, Metazoa, Echinodermata, Asteroidea, Valvatida, Acanthasteridae. Gene Ontology annotation, biological process: microtubule anchoring at centrosome. The record is from RefSeq and is a predicted model, not a curated record. Gene Ontology annotation, cellular component: centrosome.
CCGACGCCGUCAGGCGGAGCUACGGUGAAUCACCUAAAUGAGCAGCCAAUUGUGCAUACCGAUUGUAAACAUUCGAUCUUCGUUACUUAAAUACUUUGGACUUUAAACUCUGACUGAGAGGAAACAGCUUCAAAGAGCAGUCCACAAUGUCAACGUGAGUGGUGCCACACAUCACGCCAGGGAGCAAUACCAGCAUGUUGUGCUCCAAGCAAGCCUCUUAAAGAUGCUCGCUCCGUAAAAAGACAAAACAUUCAGGGGUCAAGUCCAGGCCUGAGGACGAGCUAAAUCUAGCACGUGGACGAUAUGGAUGAUUCGGGAGACCAGGACAUGUACGUGUCCCAGCUGAAGGAGGUGUUUGACAGCUGCGAUGCGGGGGGCCUCGGGAUGUUGAACCGGGUGGAGCUGGAGGAGCUGUGCUCCAAACUACAGCUGGAGGACCAGGCAGAGGAACUUCUCAGGUACCUUGUGGGAGACAGCACCAAAACGCUGGUGAAUUUUGAUACUUUCAAGGAGGGCUUUGUGAUGGUCCUGUCCAGUGCUGUGGAUCUGGAUAACAUUGAAGGCCUGAGUGAUGCAGAUGAUAAUGCCAGUGUGGGAAGCAUCAAUGAAGUGUCUAUAGCUGAAGAACUUGAAGUCUCCCCCAAAUAUGUCAAGGGCAAUAAGAAAUACGGCCGGCGGUCACGGCCGGACUUCGACCUCAGCUACACGGCCGACUACUCCGACAUCGAGACGGACUUCAGCAGUCACUUUGGGGGGAACGACACAUCCAGGGGAGGGAAGGAGGAGAGAGGCAGCGAAAGGUCCAGGAGGUCUGACAGGAGCUGGAAAGCCAGCAAGUCACUGUCGUUUGCUGAUGACAUUAGUGAGAGCUUUGAUGACAACGGAAAUAAAGAUAGCGUGUUUGAUCACGAAGAAAAGACAGCGGGAUCGUCGGCAAGCAAACGAGACAUACCCACGAUUGUUCACGAGACUUUUGAAGCUGAAGGUCAGAUGAAUGCAUCGAUGAGUUUGAUGGAGGCGGCGCCCACCGAAGCCGACCAGGUGCAGGCCAUCUGGGACGAGGUGGGCGUGGGCCAGGACGGAUUCCUGGAUAUCAGGGAGCUGGCUACUGUCUGCCAACACAUCGGCAUGGAGGAUAUGGAUGAAGAGGAGUUGAACAAUCUCUUCAACAAGCUGGACGUCGACCAGGACGGCAAGGUGGGCUUCCAGGAAUUCUUGGAAGGUCUGUUCCGCCACGAGGGUCCGCGACCACCAACCACCCCGCUGCCCAGCGCCCUGUCCACUGCCCAAAAAGCCAAGCUGCGCAUGUCCAUGAUGGGCAGCUCCAUGGACGAUCCGAUCUACCGGACGGCCACUCCAUCGUUUCUGCUGGUGCCCGGCACCAAGCUGCUAUCCAUGCUGGAUCCCAACAACACAGGGUAUGCCGGUCCAGAUGAUAUUGUUGAGCAGUUUGCCACUCAGGGUGUUCAGAACCCGGUGGAAGUCCUGCAAAAUUUAGAUAUUGACACCGCGUCAGGUAAGGUGAGUCUGUCAGACCUGUCAACUGCCCUGGAGCACGUGCUAAUGACAACAGGUGACACCAAUGGAAUAUAUCAAGCUGCACUGACAUCAUACCAAGCGGAACUCACACACCUCAAAUCCCAACUUGAUGCCCUGACAGAUGAACGAAAUAAGUUGAGAGCAGACACCAAUGAGGCCAACCAGCGUAAUGCCAUGCUUGUCAAGGAGGUUGAUGAAACACACGCUAACAUCAUCAAGACCAAUGAGGCAAAACUACAGGCUGCUGAGAGGAAGCACCAGGAGAAGCUGGUGGCGAUGCAGGCCGAGAUUGAGAAGGAGAGACAGCAGAUGGCCACCCAGGCCGCCAAGCAGAGACAGCGACUUGAAGACGAGAUCAACCAAAUCAAGUCAGGGGAUGCUGGCAUGCGAGAGAGAUUCGCCGAAAUGCAGAAGGAAAUCACCCGUUUGGAGCAAGAGCUAACUGAGGCAGCAGAGAAGCUGAUAGACAAUGAAAAGACCAUCCAGAAACAGCAGCGAGACUUGGACGGGUUUCAGGAGCUGGAGGAAAGGUUGGCAGAACUGGAGUCGAAUCGGGAAACCGUCUCCAAACAACAAGAGGAAUACUUUGAACAGAACCUAAAAGAGUACCAGGAACAUGUCAGGGUGCUACAAGACCAGCUGGACGAGCUGACCCAAGAGAACGAGCUGCUGAAGCAUCAAACCUCGGAACGCAAGAUCAGGCGGCGGGGCAGUAAGCUUCAGCACUCCAACAAGCCCAGUCGGGUGGGCUCGGUGCUAUCGGACUACACCAAGCCGGCCGUUAUCAAAAGGUCCAGCGGCCACUCCUCAUCAGAGAACGAGUCUGAACUGGAAGAGUUGGACCCUCAGAGUAAGAGACGGCUACCUCUGACAGCGAGGUCCGGCGGCGAUGGAAAUAGCAACGAGGAAGAAGACUCUCAAAGAGCCAAGUUAGAGGCAGAGAUCGAGUUGCUGAAGGAGAAGCACAGCAAGGAGCUGGCCGAGUCCCGCACAGCCUUUGAGCGUGACUGCAAGGACUUGGAGUUCCGCUACAAGAUGGAGAUCACUGACCUGGAGGAUGGCUUCGAGCGUCAGAAGGAAGAAAUGCAAGAAGAGUUCCAGCGGGAGCAGCGGCAGCUGAUCGAGGAGGUGGAGCGACGAUUCAGCGGCGAGAAGCAGGAGAUGGCCCAGCAGUUUGCCCGGGAGAAACAGGAGCUGGAGGAGUUCUUCUCUAAGGAGACCACAGAGCUCAGGGAUCGCUUGGAGGCUGAGUACAAUGUGGAAAUGGACAACCGGAUUGCUGAGGUCAAGCAGAAGCUGCUGGAUGAGAAAGCUAGCGUGGAGAAGGAACUCUCUCAAGAGAAGUCCUCACUGAGCGAGGAGGUCAUCCGGGAGAGGAACGCUGCUGAGGUCCGGCUAAAGAAGCUGCAGUCGGAGCUGGAGCUGCGCUUCCUGGAGGAGAAGGGUGAGAUGCAGGCCCAGUGGGAGCGGGAGCGGACCGAGCUGGAGCUGAUGUACCAGGAGAAAGUCCACGAGCUGGAGAUGCUGUUCGUGGACGGGGAGGUGGGCCUCAAGGGCCAACUCCGGAGGGACUUUGACCAGCUCCUGGCCCAGCACCGGGCUGAGAUUGAGCACGGCUUUGAGCGGGAGAAGGAGGCACUGCUGGAGGAGCUGGAGAUGGAGAAAGCCGACCUGCUGAAGGUCAGCAAAGGUGACAAGGCCUCCCUCCUGCAGAAGGCCAAGGAGGAGAGAUCGGAGCUGCUCAAGAGGCACAAGAAGGAGACUCUGGAGCUGGCCGAGCGACACAAGAAGCUGGUGACAGACCUGGAGGACCGUCGGGAGAGAGAGAAGGCCGAGAUGGAGGAGCGGAUGCGGCGGGAGCGGCAGCGUGCCAAGCAGGAGCGGGAGAAGCUAGAGUCACGCUUUCGGCAAGAGCUAAGCAAGAUGGAGAUGAGCCUGACAGUCAGCAAGGACGAGCUGGAGAGAUCAGUCCACGAGGAGGUUGAAGACAAGCUCAGAACAGAAAUUAGGAGGGAGAUGGAAAAAGAGCUCAUGGAACAGAUGGAACAGUUCAAAAGAGGUUACAAUGAGGAGAAGACAGAGCUGAUUUACCAGAAAGAGGAGCUUGAAUCCAAGCUACAGCAGGCUGAGGUAGCUGCCCAAGAAGCGGUUAGCGUGGUCACUAUGCACACUCUCCAGGCGACACAGAAAGAGGCAGAGGCUGACAAGCCCUCAUAUGACAAGCUGAGUGCUGAGCGUUCUCAGCUCCAACAAACGGUCGGCCACUUAGAAGACAAACUCAAACUGCUUAGUGAGAUUGAGGACAGUCACCAGGUCGGCGCUCAGAUACAUGAGGCCCAGUUGAUGCUGGUCACCGACGAGAAGGAAAAUUUAGCCAAGGAUCUGUCUGAUGUCAACCGACGACUUCUGGAAGCCCAGAUGCAGCUAUCCAUCCAGGACACCCAGCACCUGCGGGAGCUCCAGCGACUCCGGGACAAGCACACCGAGGCCUCUGCCAAGGAGCUGCAAGCCCUGCGAGAGGAUCUGAUCCGCAAGGAUGCCCGGCUGGCUGAGCUGGAGAGGACAGUGGGCGACAAGGAGGAGGAGGUGGGCCGCAGGAGUGCCCGGGCAAGGGAGGAGAGCCAGGAGGAGGUGAGACGGCUCCAGGAGGCCAAGGCUGAGCUGGAGAGGAAGCAGAAGAAGAUGCGGGCCAUGCUGGAUGAGUACGUCAGGAAACUCAAGGACCAGCUGACGAGGUCAACCCGCAGCGACAUCAUGGUCAAGGAGCUGUACCUGGAGAACUGCAAGCUGCAGACCGCCCUGCAGGUUACUGAGGAACGGCAGAAGAAUGCCGAGCGGGCCUGCCACAACCUGACAGAGAAGAACCAGGUCUACCUCCGCCUCAUCCGUAAGGUCUCGCCUGCAGUCCUCUAAGGAGAGCUCACCCUCCUCCCCACCCCCUGCCCCCCGGGCCAGAGCGACGUGGUGCUGAGAAAAGUGCUGCUGAAAUAGGGGCUUCAUCCCUUCUUCCCCUUCGCCGUUGGUGGAAUAUGUAAGAGUUAUAAGGUUCCGCAUUGAAGAGUUACUCCCUUAAAGUUGUUGGCCAAAAGUACUGUCAUCGGAGAGGUGCCAUUAGUCUCUGUGUGACAAAGCUCAUGACCUGAAAUGAAUUUUCUCUUGUAGAAAAUUGAGUGAAAAAUGAGAUUAUGAUUUUUAUGCAGAAUCAUGAGUAGAUGAAAAGCAACAUUUUUUAAGUCACUCCAAUUAUACUCUGAGAUCAAUUUUUAAUAUCACUUUGGUUCUUUUUUGUGGAAGUUAAUCGGACACUUUGGCUGUAUGGCUGUAUAAAUUCUAUUGUGUAUUCUGCGAUGGACUUGUUUACACUGACAGCAUUCAGCAUGUGCCUUGCAGCUGUCCCAGAUGUGCAUUCAAUGUCACCUUGACUGUGUUUCUUAGAAAUUGAUUGGAAGUGUAAUCUGUAAAAAUUCUGCAUUGUACAGAGCUAAGCUCAGUUGAUUACUCCGUCCACUACGAUGCAGUACUAAAUAUGAGAUUCUGAGACCUCAAAGAGACAUUCCACUUCUAAGCAAUGGUUGUAUAUUUCUGCCGUAAAUCAAAUACAGUUAUCAUAUGCACUCUUUAAAGCAUGUGGUUGAGCAUUGCAAAUUGGACUUUUGAAAGCUGCCUUUAUAAACUGUUUUAAAGCAUUUGAGAUGUAUGUAGUUUGCAACUACGUAAAACCUACAGAGAUGUUAACGUCAGCUUACACUUCUACAUUUCUCUAAGAAAGCAUACAUGUAAAUUUGGUCAUUGAUAAAUAUUUUCCACGUUAAAAUUCAGGCUUGUCAAGGGUCUCAAGUCCCACAAAAACGGUUAAAAUUGGACAAAUCCCACUGUAAAUGUCAAUGAUAUCGAAAUCAUUGAAACCUAAUAGAGGGUUGCAUUUAAUAUCUAAGUUGCCAAUCCAAAGGAUUUGUGGAAAAAAGAAAAGAAAAUUAAAUUUGAAAUUUGAAAAAAGGAAUAGUCAGCAGACUGAGGGAGAAUCUACUCUGGGUAAGCCAGAGCUUAUGCCUUAAUUGCAUCAAGUUGGCUCUUUCUUUUCUUCUUCUUUUUCUUCUAAAGAGGUAUUCCUCAGAGCUUUCGUUUCACUGGCUUUUCUCAUAUCAUGCAGUUUAGUCAUAGAUUUCUGUGUCUUUGACCAAAAAAGUGUCUUCCACUAAACGGGAUGGUUUUGACUAUAUACUCUUAACUGUAUUUUUGCUGUCAAAUACGGUAGUAUAUGUAAAUACAAUUUGUCACUUCGCACUUUGGGCAAACUGUAAAUUUCAAGUUAAAGGAAAAGACAUUUGUUCUCUUUCUGAAAGUGCCAUGCAGGUCAUCGAACAGGGUUUUCAAGAGAACCUCAAUUAUCUGUCAAAAUGUUUGGAAUUUGGUGCCUUAUUUUUGACAAUACGCUCCCUAUUGUGUGCAUAUUCAAGAUCAGUAUUCGCAGAUCGUUGCAUAUUUUAUGAAAAAGAUACUUAUAUGUAUAACUCUUGAAAAAUAAUGUUUGCAAAUGACACUAAAAUUCGUUUUUUAUUCAAUUGUUUUUAAGUACUGUAUGAUCAUUUUGUUUGGAAUGACUGAUUAAAGUUUCCAAGUCUUUUUCAAAGGCAUUUCUAACAACCGUACAAACUAUGUAAAUAUUUUGUUUGUAAAAAGACUCUACUUUUUAAGUGGAUGAUACAUCUAUAAAAUCAUCUUUCAUGGAUUUGUCUUUUUACAUUAACAGGAAGCUAUUGUGUCAUGUACAUAUGUAUAUAUAUACUGUUGUAUUUGUACAAAUCCAAGGUUUGGUCAGUGUUUCAUUCAUUAAUUGUGUUAUUUAUAUCUGAUUUUCCACAACAACUUGUUAUAAUCAAUUUCUUUUCUUUUUUUUUAGUCCUUAAAUUUGUCUUAGAAAAUGUAUAUUAAUACACUGUGUAUCUUGCUUUCUAUAAACUUUAUGGUGAAAUGAGUUAAUCUUGAAGAAAAAAUCUAUGACAAACAUGCACCAAAUGGUCGGGGUCGUUCAGUGCUUCUUUGACCUUCAUUCUCAGUGCGUACCCUACUCGUCUUUUCUUUCCCACGAAAGUGUAAAGUGAACUCUGUCAGUUUGUCAUUUUUACCAGUAACCGUAAUUAAAUGCAUGAAUAUGAUCA